This is a messenger RNA of Grammomys surdaster, 579 nucleotides long. Its product is annotated as vomeronasal type-1 receptor 2-like. Gene Ontology annotation, biological process: G protein-coupled receptor signaling pathway. The transcript has a single exon. The record is from RefSeq and is a predicted model, not a curated record. Gene Ontology annotation, molecular function: pheromone receptor activity. Lineage: Eukaryota; Metazoa; Chordata; Mammalia; Rodentia; Muridae. Gene Ontology annotation, cellular component: membrane. The annotation marks the transcript as partial.
AUGCUUCCAAGCAACACCAUCUUUCAGAUCCUUCUCAUAUUCCAGUUUUGUCUUGGUGUGAUAGGAAACUCAUCACUGUUAAUGUUAUAUAUAUACAUGUUCCUUUUCAGGCCUCAUUUUAAGAAGUUAAUAGAUUCAGUUUUCCUGCACCUGACAAUAGUUAAUCUGUCAACAAUCAUGUUCACAUUGAUAAAAGAUAUCAUGUUUUCCUUUAGAGUACCCAAUUUUCUGGACGAUAUCGGUUGUAAGGCAGUUUUGUUUUCAUUCAGAAUCAGCCGGGGUUUGUCCAUCUGCACAACCUCUGUUCUAAGCAUAUUUCAAGUCAUUACUAUCACUCCCAGUAAUUCUAAGUGGGCCUGGCUUAAACCUAGACUCUCUAGAUGGAUUUUUUAUUCCUUACUUUGCUCCUGGCUUAUUAACCUUUUCAUCUACGGAUAUAUGCUUGACUUGGUAAUUGCCAAAACCAAUUUUACUCAAAUUGGCCAUGGUUAUUCACAUGGUUAUUGUCAAAACAAAAAAUUUCAGAAGGAUGACUCAGGGUCAUUUUUUAGCCUUAUCAUCACUCAUGAUCUCUUCUAU